Molecule: messenger RNA, 2331 nt
Organism: Hermetia illucens (black soldier fly)
Lineage: Eukaryota; Metazoa; Arthropoda; Insecta; Diptera; Stratiomyidae
Product: coiled-coil domain-containing protein 170
Exons: 10
Coding region: 1-2271 (756 amino acids)
Source: RefSeq, a predicted model, not a curated record
AUGUCGACAUCAAUCAUAAAAUUGGUUGAUCCGCCAUGCAGCACAAAUUUACCCGGCGACCAUUUUGGUCAUUCUUUAGACUUGGUCACUACACUAAAAAGCGAGUUAGCCGCCUCAUCUUACAAACGUGAUCGCUUAAUGGCAGAGAUAACUGAAGUGAAAAGUUCUCUAUGUGCCAAGGAGACUGAAUGUGAAGCCUUACGUGCCCAAACGGCCCGACAAUCAGCAUUGAUAGGAUCUCUGCAGAGCCGCAUUCAAGCGAUUGAAACCAGAGAACGAAAUCUCCAGACUAGAUCCGAAACCUCUAUUCAAACUUUACAACGGGAGAAACGCAGCGCAGAGGAUAAGAUCAAAGAAUUAUUAAGCAGGAUUCGACGACUGGAAGUCGAUUUAACGAACGAGGAGGGUCAAAAGGAUCAAGCAAAAGUUAAUUUUCAGGAGUUGCUGAGGAAGCUAUGUGUCUGUCUGGGGAUAGAUUUAUGUGAGUCAACUCAUUUGAAUCCUGAAUGUAUUCUGGGUAAAACUGGUGAAGUUGUUUCGGAGUUGCAGAGGUUGAGGACGAAGAUAACCGCAACUUGUGAAACUCUCAAUGGUUGCGAGUCUGAGCUUAUGAACUUAAAGACAAUUUCAAAUGCCGACAAACAACGUCUAACGAGUCAAGUGGAAGCAUUGGAAGGACAUAAUCAUGAGUUGGAAACAAGAAAUAGACAACUCGAUAGAGAUUUACAAGUAGCACGAGAUCGCCUUACUGAAAGUGAUAUUUGCAAUGAGAAAUUGCGCGAGGAGCUGCGCGGAUUUGAGUCCCGAUGUCAUCGGUUACAGACUAAUAUCGACCGUUUCCAAAGUGAUCGCUUGCAAUUUCUUCGUGGGUUGGCUACGGUAAUCAACGUACCUGAACCUUGUGAAACACUUAUUAAGGAUAAGGUUCGCGAGAUUGUGAAUGAAAAUCAAACUAUGCAUAGCCAACUUCAUAAUCUUCGUGAUCAAUUGGCGGAUGAGCAGUCACGCCAUCGUGAGAUUCAUGAAACUUCAAAUUGCAGAAUUCGAGCUGAAGAGGCUCAAAAGUGUGCAUUAGAGGAACGUUUGGAGAAAGCGAAUGUAGAAAUACAUGACCUCAGGAACGAACAUAUUAAGCUAAGUGAUUACUUAGUUCGGCUUUCCCGGGCCUUAUGCUGGAGUGAGUGUACAUCUCCUCCUGCUCCUGGAACGGACACGACAAUCCUUGCUGAAAGUUUAUUGGAACGGGCUGAGCGUUUGUCGGGUCAUCACGACCACCAUGCACAUACUUGUGAAAAGGACUGUAUUGAAAAUCAUCAUCACCGGCAUCAUAGCAGUGGUUCUACUAAGCUUCGACGUGGGACAUCUUGCCAUGAUAUACCUAUGAAGGAGACUUCGGCGGUGUAUGCUCUUCAGAGACGAGUGCGAGUUCUAAGAGAGCAAGUGCAGAGGCGGGACCUCCAUUUGGAGCUACUUAGACGGAAAUUGGCACUUCUGGAUGAUGGAGCUAGAGGAAAGAGCAUGCUGAUGGCUGAACGUGAUGACGCUCUCAACCGUAUUCGUCGUUUGACGAAGCAAGUUGAGAAGCUGACUCAGCAAUUGAUGGAAACCAAAAGCCAGUUAACCGAAGUCAAAGCGCAGUUAGUGGAAGCAGCUGAACAUAAGAUUACUUCACUGGAGCGAGCACGAAAAAUUGAUGAAUUAUCUGCAAAGGCUUGUGACCUGGAAAAUGAACGUACCCGACUUCAAACACAAUUGCACGCCUUGAAAGAACGUAUUCGCUCUAUGGAGGACUCUUCGCAGGAUAGGAGACGCAGGGAUGAGGCACUUAUACAGUCACUUCGCGACGAUUUGUCCCAUUUGAAGACACAACUUACCGACGCCAACCAUCGUUUAUCGCACCUGCAGGCAUUCCGCACUUCGGUGGCACGUACGUUGCAUCUACGUGACCUCCCUGAAACGGACUUGUUGCAUCGUUUGCAGACUUUGUGCAAUGCUCAUCAGGAAUUCACGAUGCUUUCGCGCCGAUACGAAUCAGCCUCGCCGAGCGGUGAGCAUCCAUGUUCACGCUUUGAUGACCUCGCAGUGGCGACGGCACCGACAAACGUGGCGAAUCCUUGUCGGCCGUUGAGCUCCAGCCCGCGCCAUGACCACAAAUCCCAUCAUCAGCAUCCACACCAUCACCGCCACCAUUCGGCCACACGCAGAUACGAUGAAGACGACCAUCACACUCAUCUGCAUUACGAGGAGGAUUUUGAUUACAAGAAAUAUUAGAGAAGUGAUUUCGUAUCAAAAUGGCCCUAUCAUGGGUUCUUUGUUCUUUCCGAAGUGUAA